AUGUUUAUGCCGUUCUUCUGGUUUCUGGUUUGUUUUAUUGCUGUCGCCGGUUCAGAUUUUGCGAAUGCCUCUGGUGUAACAUUCGCAGAAUGCCAGGAAGCUCUUUGUGAAAAGAAAGAACCCAACUAUCCAGCGCUAGAGACGCACUUUGUCAUUUCUCGAAUUGACUGCUUGGCCCGCUGCCUUGGUAACGACUUGUGUAACUUUGUUGGCCAUUACGCUAACCUUUGCAAAUUCUUUACCACACCGAACCUGGCCAAUGACAUGCGGCACUCUACCACGGAGUGGAAAUUCUGGAUAAGACCUAAUCUUUGUGACAGUAACCCGUGCUUAAAUUUUUCGACUUGCCAACAACGUCGAGAUUUCUACAAAUGUUUGUGUGGCAUACAAUAUGGUGGAACACGAUGUGAAGAGAAAGUGAGUUGCACAUCUGCUCCCUGCCAUAAUAAUGCCUCCUGUGUAGUUAUGACCGGUGAUGGUGAUUUUGAAUGUAUUUGUUUAACUGGGUACACAGGAGAACUAUGUGAAUCUACAAUAUAAACCAUCUCCACGCAUACAAGAAAUAU
This is a messenger RNA of Saccostrea echinata, 566 nucleotides long. RefSeq names its product sushi, nidogen and EGF-like domain-containing protein 1. Gene Ontology annotation, biological process: establishment or maintenance of epithelial cell apical/basal polarity; heterophilic cell-cell adhesion. Bases 1 to 540 code for a protein of 179 amino acids. Gene Ontology annotation, cellular component: plasma membrane; protein-containing complex. The transcript is spliced from 3 exons. The record is from RefSeq and is a predicted model, not a curated record. NCBI's taxonomy places the organism in Eukaryota, Metazoa, Mollusca, Bivalvia, Ostreida, Ostreidae.